GAAUUUUUGGCUCAUGGCCUCAGCAACGUGAUUCCUUCAUUUUUCUUUUGCAUACCAAGUGCUGCAGCGAUGGGACGGACGACACUUUUAUACAGUACAGGAGCCAAAACGCAGGUGGCUUGCCUUAUCUCUUGUGUAUUAAUUCUUGUGGUGAUCUAUGCAAUUGGACCUAUGCUGUACUGGCUGCCUAUGUGUGUGCUGGCAAGCAUUAUUGUUGUGGGCUUGAAGGGAAUGCUAAUGCAGUUCCGUGACUUAAAAAAAUAUUGGAAUGUGGAUAAAAUAGACUGGAGCAUAUGGGUUAGUACCUAUGUGCUUACAAUAUGCUUUGCUGCUAACGUGGGACUGUUGUAUGGCAUUGUCUGCACUAUAGUAAUUGUGAUUUUCCGCUUUCCCAGAGCAAAGACACUGAAUUUGAAAAAUGUGAAAGAAGUGGAAUAUAAAUACAAAACAGAAGAUAAUUGU
Molecule: messenger RNA, 462 nt
Organism: Pelecanus crispus (Dalmatian pelican)
Lineage: Eukaryota; Metazoa; Chordata; Aves; Pelecaniformes; Pelecanidae
Source: RefSeq, a predicted model, not a curated record